Molecule: messenger RNA, 597 nt
Organism: Baudoinia panamericana UAMH 10762
Lineage: Eukaryota; Fungi; Ascomycota; Dothideomycetes; Mycosphaerellales; Teratosphaeriaceae
Exons: 1
Biological process (GO): positive regulation of proteasomal ubiquitin-dependent protein catabolic process; ubiquitin-dependent protein catabolic process; protein polyubiquitination
Cellular component (GO): ubiquitin ligase complex; cytoplasm
Molecular function (GO): zinc ion binding; ubiquitin conjugating enzyme binding; ubiquitin protein ligase activity
Source: RefSeq, a predicted model, not a curated record
UGGUACUGCAGCGCAUGUUUUGAGGAGCACGACACCGAGCGAUUCAUUGCGAACGGCGAUCAAGUCUGCGCACCGGUCUUAGAGGAAGUCUUCAAGCGUGCCCUGCUCUCGGAGCCUGAUUUCCCACCAAGAUGGGGCAGGACAGAGCUGGAUCCAUGGCAAUACCGUCGGGUAGUCAACACGCUUUACAUGAAGAAAUAUGAGAAGAAGGCCAAGGAAUGGAGUGUCCCAGAGACGAUGCGCAUUUACUGCCAGCACACUGAUCGGCCACGCCAUUCGGAACCGUGCAAUACUUUUUUGGGCAAGUGGGAGCUGAGCAAGUAUCUCCGGAAGUGCGAAAAGUGUAAUUGGUACACCUGUCUGCGAUGCCGAGAGACCCAUUCUACUUCCGAUGCCGCUGGACGGAAGGCGAAGAUGACGCACGAUUGCGAUCCUGACACUGUGGUUCAAGGACGCGAGGAGGCUUUCAAAGGUCUCGUUCGUGGCAAGGAUUACCAAGACUGUCCAAACGACCAAUGCCGGACGAGGAUCGAGUUGAAAGAAGCCUGCAACCACGUCACGUGUAACUGUGGGACGGAGUUCUGUUAUUUAUGCGGU